Molecule: messenger RNA, 5779 nt
Organism: Thalassophryne amazonica
Lineage: Eukaryota; Metazoa; Chordata; Actinopteri; Batrachoidiformes; Batrachoididae
Gene: sipa1l1
Product: signal-induced proliferation-associated 1 like 1
Exons: 27
Coding region: 243-5684 (1813 amino acids)
Biological process (GO): regulation of small GTPase mediated signal transduction; activation of GTPase activity
Cellular component (GO): cytoplasm
Molecular function (GO): protein binding; GTPase activator activity
Source: RefSeq, a predicted model, not a curated record
CAGCAGAGAAGGGAAGGAGUAUUGCUUGGAUUUAAACAGUGAAGCAACAGAACCAGGACGGAUCUCCCUGGACUCUUGGAAGGAGUGCCGUCUUAUGUGGACUUGACUUUACCUUUGGAUCACUUGUAUCCUUGAAAGUUUCACUUUGCUUCUGUCAGUGGACAUUAUGUUGAUCUUCAUGUAAACCCAACAUUGCUCACCCCCAACUUUCCCCUCACCCCGCCUACUUCACCAGCUCUGUCAUGACCAGUUUGAAGCGUUCCCAGACAGAACGCACAGUUGGGGGCUCUGUGCCGGCGACUGAUGAGUUUUUUACCCGCCGACUUCGAUUGCCUAAUGGAGGGGCACCACCACCCCGCAGUGAAAGCACCCAAAUCUCCUCUUCAUCUGCUACUGGCACCAACCCUGGUGUCCCCAAGAUGGGGGUUAGGGCUCGUGUGGCUGAUUGGCCCCCAAGGAAAGAAAGUGGAGGAGGAAGUGUUUGGCAUAUUACUGUAGAAACUGACUCUCUUAGCACCACCAACACCGGUUCUGCAGGAUCAGGAAGUGGGGAAAGAGAAAGACUUGGAGGAGGUGGUGGUGGAAGUAGCAGCAGUAGUACUAGUAGUAGUAGUAGUAGUUGUAGUAGUGCAGGAGUGUCUGCUGUCACAGCUCACAGCAAUCUGUCAGCAAAACUGGGACAUCUGAUAAGCCCACAGGAUUCGUCAAUGCUGCGCAACAUCCACAACACACUAAAGAACAAGAUGCAAAGCAAAGGAAAGGACAGUCGUUUUCUCUCACCUGAUGGAUAUCUGGGCUCACCUCGCAAAGGCAUAAGACGCAUCCGCCAACGCAGUAACAGCGACAUAACUAUCAGUGAGCUCGAUGGGGAUGGGAAUGAGGGGUGGUCUUUUUCUGGAUGGACACCUAUGCACCGUGAAUAUGGCAGCACUUCAUCUAUUGAUAAACAUGGGAUAUCAGGGGAGAGUUUCUUUGACAUGCUAAAAGGAUACCAGGCCUCCGAAGCCCCUGAUCAACGAACUCCGGCUCCAGAGAGGCUCACAGAGCUUCUUACUGUGGCUCCCAUAAAACAGGCUGCUCUGGAUUUGCCUGAUGGACCUUUGGGUCCAGCCAGAGGUAGUCCUGCCAGUCGUCUUAAAGAACGUGAGAAACACUUGAAGAGGAGGUCAAAAUCAGAGACAGGAGGAGAGUCAAUAUUUCGGAAGCUAUGCAGUGUCAAGGUUGACGGUGAUAUUUCCCGGGCAGGCUCAGAUGUUGAGGAUGGAGGGAAAGGAGAUGAUUGCUCCCUUCCUCUCACACCAUGGGUCUGUCAAAAAGGAUUUUCACACUUUGAUGUCCAGUCUAUACUUUUUGACCUCAGUGAGGCCAUCCAGAAUAGACAUUCAGGGACAAAGCGCAAGAACAUGACUACUGGUGCAUCUGCUGCUGCUGCUGCUUCGGCCAAUUCCUCUCUCUCCUCCAAUCAGAGUGGGAUAUAUGGCUCACCUUGUGGCUCACAAGAGGAACUGAGCAUCAAAGACGGUACAAGUGGACAUAGUUCCAACAUUUCCUUGGACCCUGGUGAUGACAAGAGCAAUGAACUGGUGCUUAGCUGCCCCUGUUUCAGAAAUGAGAUUGGUGGAGAGGGUGAGAGGAACAUCUGUCCUGCUAAACAGCAGGGCAGCAUAGGUGGUGGUGGGAGCCCCAACAGUUCUUCUGGCAAUACAGAGGAAGGACCGUUGGAGGGGACCCUCACAACUCAUUUCACAAAUGCUGGAGUGGCUGUGUUGGAGGCUCCCAAAGAUGGCCCAAGUCAACAUUCUGAUAGAUCCAAACGUUACAUUAUGGAACAUGUUGAUCUUGGUGCUUAUUACUACCGCAAGUACUUCUACCUGAGAGAACACUGGAACUAUCUUGGUGUCGAUGAGAACCUGGGACCAGUGGCAGUGAGUCUUAGGAGAGAGAAGUUGGAAGAACACAAGGAUCAUGGCCAGCAGUAUAACUAUAGAGUCAUCUUCAGAACUAGUGAGUUGAAUACCCUGCGGGGCUCCAUCUUUGAGGAUGCAGUACCUUCUACAUCAAAGCAUGGUCUACCUCGAGGCCUUCCCCUAAAAGAGGUGCUGGAAUACCUGGUGCCAGAGCUCAAUGUCCACUGCCUGCGCUUAGCACUCAACACACCCAAGGUUACUGAGCAGCUGAUGAAGCUGGAUGAACAGGGGCUGAGCUUCCAGAGGAAAGUUGGUAUAAUGUACUGCAUGGCAGGACAGAGCAGUGAAGAGGAAAUGUACAACAACGAAGCAGCUGGUCCUGCACUGGAGGAGUUCCUUCAUCUGUUGGGAGAGAGGGUUCGACUCAAGGGCUUCACCAAGUACCGUGCCCAGCUAGACACCAAAACUGAUUCAACAGGCACUCACUCACUGUAUACUACAUACAAGGAUUAUGAGAUCAUGUUCCAUGUGUCCACCAUGCUACCAUACACACCCAACAAUAAACAGCAGCUACUGCGAAAGCGCCACAUAGGCAAUGACAUCGUCACGAUUGUGUUCCAGGAGCCUGGUGCACUCCCCUUCACCCCCAAAAACAUUCGUUCACACUUCCAGCAUGUCUUUGUGGUUGUUCGUGUACACAACCCCUGUUCUGACAAUUGUUCUUACAGUGUGGCUGUCACUCGCUCCAAAGAUGUGCCAUCAUUUGGACCCCCAAUCCCAGAGGACGUAACCUUCCCUAAGUCUUCUGUGUUCAGAGAUUUUUUGUUGGCUAAAGUCAUUAAUGCAGAGAAUGCUGCACACAAGUCACAAAAAUUUCGUGCCAUGGCCACCCGAACACGACAGGAGUACCUCCGUGACCUCGCUGAGCGCCACACCACAAGCACACCAAUUGACCCCUCUGGAAAGUUUCCUUUCAUCUCACUUGCCCACAAGAAAAAAGAAAAAAUCCGAGCGCACGCAGGAACAGAGCUACGCAGCCUCGGGGCAGUGACGUGGGCAGUUCACACCAAGGAUCACGGAACUGGAGGCGAACUUGAGGCACUUCUAGCCAUCUCCAAUGACUUUCUCAUCCUUUUGGACCGGGAGGCCAAGGCUGUGAUAUUUAACUGUGCCACUAAGGAUGUGAUUGGCUGGAACCUGAGCAGUCCUGCUUCUUUGCGGGUUUUUUAUGAAAGCGGAGAAAGUGUGUCUCUGAGGAGUAUCAGUAACAACACAGAGGAUUUCAAAGAGGUUGUGAAACGUCUCGAGUUCCUGACUAAAGGCUGUGAGACAUCGGAGAUGACACUUCGUCGAAAUGGCCUCGGCCAGCUUGGAUUCCAUGUGAACUAUGAGGGUAUAGUGGCUGAGGUGGAGCCAUACGGCUACGCCUGGCAGGCUGGGCUACGACAAGGAAGUCGGCUGGUAGAAAUCUGCAAAGUUGCCGUAGCAACACUGACCCAUGAGCAGAUGAUCGACCUCCUGCGGACCUCAGUGUCGGUGCGUGUAGUUAUCAUCCCACCACAUGAUGAUGCCACUCCACGCAGGGGCUGUUCAGAGCUCUUCCGUGUGCCUGUUGCUGAAUAUAAAGGAAGCAGCAGUGAUAGUGGCUCCUUUGAAUACAAAUUCCCUUUCCGCAGCAACAACAACAAGUGGCAAAGGACAUCUAGCCGCCCUCAGCAAUCACUGACUGCUUCACCGCAGCCUCACACCCCAAACAGAGCCACCAGCCUCGGCAGUUCAAUGGGGAAGACUCUGUCAGCCGAGCGACUGGAGCGAGGUGCCGUCAUCCCUCGCAGUGUCAGCAGCGAUGGCCGGCCCAUGGACACCAAGAGGAUGUCCCCAGGAAGUGAGAACUAUAGCCUGGGACUUGGCCGUUCCCCUCACAACCGCAGUUCUCCCAGCAGCUUGUCUUGCUCUAGUGACACUUCAGCAGCAUCCGCUCACUGGAGGCAGAAGUCCAUGCCUGAACAAUUUGUGGGAAAUCGUCACUCUCCGUUGUCUACUGAGAGAGAAAGUGGUUCCAGUGGCAAAUCCUCUCCUAACUGGUCAAGAAUGGAGGAAGGAGGGGGAGGUGAACGAGGGUCAACAGAAGCUCCAGUCUCCAAGUCUGGUCCAGGUUACUCUGGAGCUCCCCGCAUCCAGAGGCAGGAACAGGUCAUCCACCUGUCUCCCAAGAAGGGCAGCCAGUCUGACAGUCCUUACUCUGGCCAGUCCAGCAGUAACACACUAUCCAGUACAACUUCCAGUGGCGGCCAUAGCGACAGUGAUAAAUGGUAUGAGCUGGGUGCAGGUGGCAGCACCGGUGGGGACCAGGGUGACACAGAACCCAAUGGCCUGGGAGGAGGAGGCUAUCUCCAGGGUCCCUCAGCUGAUGGCAGUACCGAGACCAGUUCUUAUGGAAUCCCUCAUCAUGUGCACCCCCACUCCCACCAUGGCAGCACUACCUCCCUGCUUGCUCCAGGUGGAGGCAGAGAGCGUGUGGCAUCCCCUUGGCACAGUCCCACUGAGGGAAGCCGCAGGAUGCUGGAGAGGUCACCGCCUGCUGCUGAGUCUGCUGGCCCUCCAGCAGAAAGGAGCCUGAACAUAAUUGGUCGAAGCCCACCUACGCACCUCCUUGUUCGCGACAGCAGCACCUACAGCCUGAGUGAUACUGGGUCCCACGCAAGCACCAGGCAUUCAGGCCACAGCUCCCCCAGAGAGGAGUCCUCUUCUUCAGCCACCUCUCCUUCAUCUCAUCCCUUUGUAUCUGCUGGACCCAAGAGCUUCUACCCCCGUCAGGGAGCGCAGUCUAAGUUCCUGAUUGGCUGGAGGAAGCCUGGAUCUACCAUCAAUUCUGUCGACUUUGGUGAUUCACGCAAGAAGUCUCCAGGAGAAAGUGGAGUAGAAGUUGUUCCAACUCCAACAACCCGGCCCUCUCUUAAGGACAUGCAUUCACCCCAGCCCCAUAUCAAAUGUACUGUGGAGGAUGAGAUGAAGAGGCGCAGUAUCCCAGACAGCCCCCCUCCACCGCGCAGGCACAAGGAAAAGAAAUCACCACCAGCGCAAACGCAGAAUCAGCAUCGUUCACUUCACCGAACGCUGUCAGAUGAAAGCAUCUACCGUGGACAGAGGCUUCCUUCCCUGAGUGACUCUGUGGGUGAACCUGCACUUGGUCCUGAUGUUCUUUUUAGCUGUUCAACACUGCCAAGGUCACCCACCACCCGCGGUGUGCCCCUCCGGCGGCCCUCAUAUAAGCUUGGUGUCAAGCUACAUGGUGACCUUUCAGCAUCUGACACAUCGUUGGUGGAUCUAGUGGAACGUCAUCGUGGACCCCUCCCUCAGGAGCUGAUGCCACUCCCAUCUUCAGAAAGGGAUAGCCCCCUGGGCUGGACACAUCUGGUAGAUGUUGCCAACACCUUUGAGAUUCAGAGAGGCUUUGGAUUUGGGGAGUCAAACCACAGAAGCAGCGGUGCCUCCAGUCCCCAACAGCCACAUAUAGAGCUGCAACAUGUUCCAAUGUCUCGACCCUCAUCAAGUGAGGGUCACAUAGGGCUGGAGAGGAAAGUGUCCAAACUAGAAGCCAUGGUAAAAAUGCUCCAGGAGGACCUGAAGAAGGAGCGUGAGGAGAAGGUGCGGCUUCAGGCUCAGAUUAAGAGGCUCUGGGAGGACAACCAGAGGCUGCAAGAGGAGUCUCGAGCAUCUGCUGCCAAACUGAAGAAGUUCACAGAGUGGGUCUUCAACACUAUCGACAUGAACUGACUUACAUGCACACAUCAGGUCCCCACGUCAGAGCACACCUCUGGACAGAGCGGCAGUGGGAGACCUGAACCCAGAAUGGUCCGUGAACUUGGAAA